Molecule: messenger RNA, 5641 nt
Organism: Styela clava
Lineage: Eukaryota; Metazoa; Chordata; Ascidiacea; Stolidobranchia; Styelidae
Product: xylosyltransferase-like
Biological process (GO): chondroitin sulfate proteoglycan biosynthetic process; heparan sulfate proteoglycan biosynthetic process
Cellular component (GO): membrane
Molecular function (GO): protein xylosyltransferase activity
Source: RefSeq, a predicted model, not a curated record
UAUGUUAGGUACAAAACUACAUGAGACCCGCAAGGAGUACAGGGAGCAGCUUUGUAACGCCUCAGAACGCUCAGCAUGAUGCACCGCACCACUAUUUUUACACACUGCUAUUUUUCAGUCAUGACUAUUUUCAUUUUAGUCUGUUAGUUGAGGGCUCAGGGUCUUGCUUUGAUCAAACUUGUAUUAAAAAUAGUUUCUACAUUAAUUAUUUCAAGGUCCAGCUACAUAUAUUAUUCCACAUCCAAAUUUUAUCACUUGUUAAGAAAUACUACGAAGUGGUCAACUAAUAAUUUAUGCAAUACGUUUAUUUAUUUUACUACAGGAAGUUAUUAAAUGGUAUGGAUACAUAGAAAAGGAAAUCUCGAACCUUUGGCAUUCGGUCGUUAGGUCACGCAAUAUUGCGAUUGCCAAUGUAUUAUAUUCCUUACAUAAACACUAGUAUGCCUCCAUAAAUAUUUUUACAUAUCGAAGCAGUACAAUGGGAUUCGUGAGGACAGCAUGGAAAAUACGCCGGAUGUGUCGGCACUGGAGGCCACUUGCUUACAUAUUACUGGGGAUUUUAGGCUUUCAGGUGUUUUUUGCAUUCAAUUCUGGACCAAAUCUUUUAGAGGAAGAAAAAAUGAGACAGCUCAAGCAAUCACGAAUCGAUCGACGCAAUGCGAUGGCACAUGAUAUGUUAAAAGGAGAGAAAUCAAUAUUGGCUCGUAACCAUAAUGAGGAUGGCUUCAAUGCUCAUGACCCCAACAUCAGAGAACGAUUUAUAAGAGAUGCAAAGAAUAUUGAUGUAUUAGAAGAUUAUGUUGUUAAAAACUCUCUAAACAUGAAUAAGAAAAACAUUGGAGAAGAAUCAGAUUUAAAGUCAUCAUUCGAUAAGAGAACAGGAAAAGUGUUUUACGAGAAACCGUAUAAACCAAGUUGUGAUGUUACUCAUAAGGAUGCAUUAUCCGCCAUAUCCAGGGCUAAGACGAACGCUUGUAAACAGGAAAUUGCUGAUACUGCGUGUAUGUCUCAGAAUAAUACUCUUUUUCCAGAAUCAAUGCCAAGGUACUGUCCACAUCCUGGAAAGUAUACUGCACAAGCUCCAAUUCCUCAGUCUUACGAUGAAUCUUUAAAACCUGUCAGAAUUUGUUACAUGCUUGUUGUUCAUGGUCGGGCCAUUCGACAAUUUAAACGUCUCUUCAAACUUCUAUAUCACAAAGAUCAUUUUUAUUAUAUUCACGUCGAUAAGAGAUCUGAUUUUCUUCACAGGGAAAUUUUACAAAUUGCAACAAAGUAUUCCAACGUUCAAGUAGCUCCAUGGAGAAUGGCGACAAUCUGGGGUGGAUCAAGUCUUCUUCAAAUGUUAUUGAGAGCAAUGAAAGAUGUCGUGAGUUUAUGGUCCAAAUGGGAUUUCUUUGUGAACUUGAGUGCCCUGGACUUUCCUGUUGAAACCCACGAUAAAUUUGUCAGUUUUAUGACAAAGUACAGAGAUAAAAAUUUCAUGAAGUCGCAUGGAAGAGAUGAUGAAAAAUUUAUAAGAAAACAGGGUCUCAACAGAGUAUUUGUAGAAUGUGAGACACAUAUGUGGAGGUUGGGAGAAAGGGAAUUGCCAAAAGGAAUCACAUUAAAUGGUGGAAGCGACUGGGUUGCUUUAAACAGAGAAUAUUGUGACUACGUUAUUAAUGGAAACGAUCAACUCCUGACAGAUUUGAAACACUGGUACAAAUAUACACUCCUGCCUGCGGAAUCUUUUUUUCACACACUUGCACAAAACAGUGACAAAUGCGAGUCAUUCGUUGAUAAUAAUUUGAGAGUAACAAAUUGGAACAGAGCUCGAGGUUGCAAGUGUCAAUACAAGCAUAUCGUAGACUGGUGUGGAUGUUCUCCAAACGAUUUCUUUCCACAAGAUCUCACAAGACUACAAACAUCAAGACCUGUGUUUUUUGCCAGAAAAUUUGAGGAAAGCAUAAAUCAGGAAGUGGUCAAUCAUCUGGAUUUCAAAUUAUACGGAGAAUAUCCAUCGGGUUCACCGUCAAUACGAUCUUACUGGGAAAACGUUUAUGAUUAUCUCGAUGAAACGUUAUCAAGUGAUUCUCUAUUGACUCAUUAUCACUCGUUCGCGAGGCUUGGAUUAUCGAAGAUUAACCCCGUUCUAACUGAUGAUACUCCAAAUACUGAGUGUUUCUUGAGACUUACUCAACUUAAAACGGUUGAAAUGUAUCGAUAUCAAGAAGAGUUCAAAGGCUAUGUUGUAACAUUUGAUGCACGUUGGAUGCAGGAAGAUAAAAAACAUCCAAGAUCUCAAUCUAGGCAACCAAGUAGUGUAACAUUGCAAACAUUAGUUCCUAGAAAACAACCAUUAGAAAUUCUCGAUAGUGGUUCUACUCUAGCUUCUCGUUUAGAGUGGGCUGCUAUCGGUACAAAUUGGGAUGUGAAAGAACUUGUUCUGAGGGAUUGGGGUGGAAUUAUCGGUCCACUGAGCGAACCACGAUUGGUUGCAAAGUGGUCGAAUUCUAAAGAAGAUUUUAUAGUCACUGUAGUUCUCAUAGACCCACUGAAUGUUGUAGCAGAUUAUAACGAUUUCAGAACGCCAGCAAAAACGGCAGGUGUCACAGACACUCCAUUAAAUCUUCAAAAGCCAUUGCGUCCUGGUAAAUGGAAAGUACGCUUUUAUGCACAGCGACAAUUUCAAAAAGCAGCUGCGGAACUGUCAUUUAUUGUUGCUCCGCUCCGAUAUCGCGAUGGAGCUGUAAACGAUGUAAGUCUUGUUACCGAUAAUAGAGGUGUCACUAACGAUGACGAACUCAAUUCCGCUAGGCGUAAUCUAUACUCGAUUCGUACUACUUUGAAUUUACGACGCGACUACGGCGCAGAAGCUUCUCUCGAAGAGCGUGCGGCCUAUGUCGGUGAAGAUCUCGAGUCGUGGAUUGAUGAAGUAGUAGCGGAUGCCUGGACGGCAGACAGUAUUUGCCUCGCUUCAUCAGAUGGAAGUGCAUGGUCCAUGGCUCUUCCAAGGGAAACCAACUGCUACACAAAACAUAGACUUUCGCCAAAAUUGUGCAAAAAUGUUGCAUGGUCGUCUUUAUAUCCUGAUCCAAAGUCUGAGUUGACGAACAUAAAAUCUAAUGGCAGAAUUAGAUGACAGGGUAGCAUGUUUAGUUAGGUAUUUUAUAAUCUUAAUAUUGCGUCUAAUAUGAUUUUCUUUUGUGCAGUAAUCAUGAAUAAUAUAUAUAUAUAUAUAUGGUAUUGUAGUAAUGAGAUUUUUUCACUUUUGUUAAAAUCGGAAUCUUUUUCAUUCAAUUGAAGCAUUUUGAUAUACUAAAAAUCAUUUGUGAAAUUUGUCAACUCGAAAACUUUUUUUAAUAAAUAUUUUUUUUUGUUUUUAUAUAUUGACAAUCAAAACAGGAAUGUCCUUAAACAAGUUGUUUUAUAGAGUUCUUGUGUCCAAUUCUAUCCAACUAAUUCAAAUUCAUUGUGAUGCAAAACCAUAAGCUUGCUUCUGAAAAAAAACUGCCCAUAUAAUUUAUUUGUUGCAACAUUUCCUGAGAAACCGUUUCAAAAUUUUCCAUGUAUUGAAGCGUAAGAUUACUGUUUUUUUGUAGUAAAAUAAUAGUUUUGCAAGUUAUCCUAUUCUGUAAUGAUCUCAUAUCACUUUCACAUGGCAUAUACCUUGGUUUGUUGCAUCUUGUAAUUUUUUUUUGUAAUAAUUUGGAACGGGAUAAAUUUUUAUUAUUAACUUUUAUUUGAAUGGCAAAAAGUUUUGUUUCAGUAUUCUAAGGGUAUAACAUUUAUAUAUUAUUUUUUUUAUCAAUUUUUUGUCGCACUCUAACAUGCAAGGGUCUGAGGUCUCAUUGAGCAAAUAUAGGAAGUAUAAUGUGUUAUAUGCUGGUGUCCAUGGUUUCAGAUUCAUCCAUUUCCAAUAAUCCAUAAUCUUCGAUUUUCUCUUCCCUGUACCAGAUCUGUUAAGAUGGAGGAAAUCUAUAUCUGAUUGCACAGCAUACAAAUAUCCAGCCCAUGACUUCAGAUUAAAUGAAGUUUUGAAUCCAGCUUGCAUGUCGAGAUAGCAAAGUUGGACUAUGAAAACUUUGACAUUGACAAACUGUAUUGUUUUGAAAUUCGAAACCCAGUGCAGACAUUCCCUCACAAAAAGGUUCAAAAACUACUAAGAAAUUUUACAAUAAAAUACAAAACAUACCCCUUAAAUCAACAAAAACAGCGGACUCUGACUGCUGAAGCCAACUUUUUUUGAUAGAAUAUACGAAGUACCGUAAUAGAACUUAAUGAAAUGACGCAAUUAUUAAUUUAAAUAUAUUUAAGCAGUAUUAUAAAUUUCAAGACACUUUUUCAUUAAUGAUAUUGCAGAUUUGAAAAAUGUUUUUCAAUUAUUUGUAGUUAUUGACAAACAAGUAUCUGAUAAUUCCUGAUUUUUCUUUAUUGACAACUACUUUCUCAUAUGUGUUGACUUUGUUGUUAUCGGGGAUGUCCAAAACGCACCAAGUAUUCAAAUAUUUUGAAAUUGGUUGUUUUCAAUACAGUAAAUUCCUAAUUUUAGGAAUAUAUUAGAAUAUUAUCAAUUUAAAAUCUGUUAAGAAUCUAAAUAUCUGAUUUGUCUGUCUUCUAGUUAUUAACGCGGUAUCAAUGUGUUUUAUAUCUGUGUUCUCAGGUUUGAUAUUUUCUGUGUCUCAAAAUAGUUCCUAUAUUGCUGGUAUAUAUUCAAGUUUCCGCAUAAAACUGAUGAAUAUGAGGUAACAUACGCCUUGGAAAAAUCAACAUUGUUCGUGAUAUAGCAAGCAAUGCUCCCAAAUUCCAGUUCUUGCUAACAUAAGAAGUUUAAAUGAAUUAGAAUGAGUGAGCAAAGAAAUCCUUGAUUUCAAGUAAUUUGAAUAUGAAAAACUACUGUCAUUUUUAUUGUUGAAUAAUUUCAUAUGCUUUAUUUAAUGUGCAAUUCAUUAUUAUUUGUCCCAUUUCAUUGAUUAUGCCAGUGGUGUGCAACCUGCAGCCCGUGGGAAAAAUUGUGCGGCCCAAGGAGAAGUGCUAAUAUUGGUGUGCGGUGAAAUGAUUUAUACAAUGAAUACUUGGUGUUCAUGGGCGUACAUCCAAAUUCUCAAUGAAAUUCACAAAACACGAAGCAACUGUUGUAUUUUCACUAGUAAAUUAAAUAUUAUGUAUGUAUGUAACUAACCAACCCUGGAAACUAAAAAGCCUAUUGGUCUGGAAACAUUGUAAAACACAGUUACCUCAAUCAAUAGAAAGUGGACAUAUUCUUUGGUUUUAUUACAUUGCCGUUUACCAUCCAGGCUAAAAGUUUUUCAAAUACCUAAUUAUUUUUAUCCCAGCUUACAACAUGCCAAAGACAGAAAAUUUAAAGUUUGUCAAAUUGAAUGAAUGUGAAGGGAUUUUAUCCAUUCGUCAGAACAAAUUUGUUGCAUUUUGAUAGUUGUGUCUGAUUUUUUAUUAUUAUUUUAUUUACUUCAAUUUAUUAUAUCUUGAUCAUGUUCGCAAAGACUGUAGCAGUGUCUUGGUUACUUCAUCCACUACACAAGCAUGAUAUAUAUAUAUAUCGCUUCUCCUCUUCAACGUUUAAAUGCCGUUUUUCUUCAAACUGUAACAGUCUGUAUUUUCAAUUUUUCGAUCGUAAUUAUAUUGGAAAUUUACAGUGAAA